Sarcophilus harrisii (Tasmanian devil) is the source of this 1279-nucleotide messenger RNA. RefSeq names its product palmitoyl-protein thioesterase 1 (gene PPT1). The coding region runs from base 31 to 957 and encodes 308 amino acids. Gene Ontology annotation, cellular component: lysosome. NCBI's taxonomy places the organism in Eukaryota, Metazoa, Chordata, Mammalia, Dasyuromorphia, Dasyuridae. The record is from RefSeq and is a predicted model, not a curated record. Gene Ontology annotation, molecular function: palmitoyl-(protein) hydrolase activity. Gene Ontology annotation, biological process: receptor-mediated endocytosis; nervous system development; protein depalmitoylation. The transcript is spliced from 9 exons.
UUAAACUCGCGGUCAUGUGACCGGGGCAAGAUGGCUCUCCCCAAGUUGUUAAUCCUGCUGCUGAGCGCGGCGCUCUUCCCAUGGCCCUCUCCGAGCUCCGGUGCUCCACUGACGGGGCCGCGGAAGGAGCCGCCGCCCCUGGUCAUUUGGCACGGGAUGGGAGACAGCUGCUGUAACCCUUUGAGUAUGGGGGCCAUUAAAAAAUUGGUUGAGCUCAAAAUACCAGGAAUUUAUGUGUUAUCAUUGGAGAUUGGGAAGACUCUGAUUGAGGAUAUGGAGAACAGCUUCUUCUUAAACGUGAAUCACCAGGUGUCUCUGGUGUGUGAGAUGCUCGCCCAGAACCCCAAGCUGCAGCAGGGCUACAACGCCAUGGGCUUCUCCCAAGGUGGCCAGUUCCUGAGGGCAGUGGCGCAGAGAUGUCCGUCACCUCCCAUGAUCAAUCUGAUUUCCGUGGGUGGACAGCAUCAAGGUGUGUACGGGCUGCCUCGAUGUCCAGGGGAGAGCUCUCACAUUUGUGACUGGCUCAGGAAAACGCUGAACGUGGGCGCCUACACCAAGGGUGUCCAGGAACGCUUGGUCCAAGCAGAGUACUGGCACGACCCCAUAAAGGAGGAGAUCUACCGCAACAGCAGCAUCUUCUUGGCCGACAUCAACCAGGAGAGGGGCAUCAAUGAGACCUACCGGAAGAAUCUGAUGGCCCUGAAGAAUUUUGUGAUGGUGAAGUUCCUCAAUGACUCGGUGGUGGACCCCGUGGAUUCCGAGUGGUUUGGAUUUUACCGGAGUGGCCAAGCCAAGGAGACUGAGCCCCUGCAGGACACUGCCCUGUACACAGAGGACCGCUUGGGGCUUAAGGAAAUGGACAAAGCAGGCAAACUAAUCUUCCUGGCUGUAGAGGGGGACCACCUUCAAUUCUCGGAGCAGUGGUUUUGUACAAGUCUCCUCCCAUUCUUGGUGUGAAAUCCUUGCUUCACCGAGAUUACUAACUGCAACAAGAACUCUAGGCACUCCAGCCCUUCCAUAGCAACUUGGGGGAAGGGGUCAAUCAAGACUGUACUCUGCCCUUAGAUGCAACUAACACUUCACUCCUUUCCUCAUCUGACACUGUCUGAGAUAGAAGAUCCUCAUCUUAUCUGCUUAUUACUCAGGCCCAAUCCUACUGCCAUAUGGUAGGGAGUCCAAGUUUCAUUAGCUAAUGAGCAUGAGGAUUGUUUUACAUGUCCUUGACUGUGGUCAAACCCAAUUCUAGGUUAUAUAUAGGCUGCUUUGCAGAAAACCAGGA